CCCCAGCGCCUCCCGCGGGUGGUACCAGCGCUCCACCUCGCCCGGCUGAGCUCCGCAGCCGCGUCCCGUUCUGCGCUCCCUGAUCGCCCCUCUCGCCCUUCGCAGCUUCCACCGGGCGCAGCGCGUCUCCUCCGGGCCGGGGACGCCGCCGGCGGGAUGGCCGAAUUCCCGGCCAAAGUCAGCACCCGCACCAGCACCCCCGCCGGGGAGCCGGCUUUCCACGCGCCCGCCUUGGAUCUGGACUUCGUCAAGUCCCCCUUCGGCAUCCUGAUGGUGGUGGAAAUCGUGCUGGGCUGCUUGGUGUGGGCCCUGAUUGCCGACACGUACUACCAACCCUACCCUUCCUACGGCUGGGUGAUGUUUGUAGCUAUCUUCUUCUGGAUGGUGACAGUCAUUAUUUUUGUGAUGUAUCUGUUUCAGCUUCAGUUGAAAUUCUACAUGAUCCCUUGGCCUAUUGUGCUUGUGGUGUUAAAUGUCUCAGCCGCCAUCAUGUAUGCAACAGCCUUCAUAACCAGUGCUGCAUCGGUUGAACCGUACUCCUGGCCCCAUUCCCCGGACUACAACAGAAGGGCCUCAGCAUCGUUCUUUGCCUGCCUGGUGAUGAUUAGCUACGGGGUCAGUUCCUGCUUCAGCAUCCGAGCUUGGAGGGGUUAUGGGAGCAACGCGGCCACCAGCCAAGCGAGCAUCUCCAAUCAUGCUUAAAGAACUGUGCCUCCUUUUGAAUCAAUGGGGGGCCCAAGCUGGUGGCUUUUGCAGCUUCUGUCCCUUCUCUUCCACACGUACGUGGCCUGGCCUGGAAACGACGCCCCGUCCCAGCUUCAGUAGGGGCUGUUCCGAUCACAGGGCUCACCUCCCUCUCCCGUGCUCUUAACCAGCAUCCUCAACAGUGGCUAAGGCCCGGAUGAGAUAGGCAGCCUCACGCUGGUUUUCAUGAUUCCUGGUUUGUCCCUAACCCCAGAGCUAAACCUUUCAAUAUGCCUAAAUGCUACUUUCAGUGAUUAACAUUAUAUGUAUUUAUAUGUAUGGGUGAAGGUAUACAUGCAUAUGUAUAUGGCAUGUCUUAUAUGUGUAUUAUGUAUGUAUACACGUUUGACAGCAGGCAAGGGAAUUUCAUUUUUAAUAGGUGCCAUUGUGCCCACAGUAAAAAAUGACAAUAACAGUUAUCAACUUUACCCCCCCUUGGCAAAGAUGAUGUUAGCUGAGCAUUACAGCUGAACAUUACAGUGUUAGCUGAGCCUUAGUGGAGUGGAAGGGCACAAAAGAGCUUUUAAUGUCUCUUGGCUAAACAAUUGGGAUUACUAAUAUUGAUUGGGAUCUUGUCAGAGUAGGCCGGAAUAGCCCUGGGUAGAAAUUAUGCACUCUCGUUUAAAUGGGCAUUCCUCAAGGUUGUUAUUGGCAUGCCUUCAUUGGCCUCUUCAGGGGCACAUGUGGAACGACUGUCUUAACUUAAACUAACUUGUCUGUUCUCACUGUAACGCAAGGGUGUCCAAUAUUGGCUAUGUUAAGACUUGUGGACUUCAACUCCCAGAAUUCCCCAGCCAGCUGGCUAGGGAAUUCUGGGAGUGAAAAGUACACAAGUCUUAAAACUGCUACGGUUGGACAUCCUGCACUGCAGUUUCUGGGAAUUAAAAUCUACAAGUCUUUAACAUUGCCAAGGUUGGACAUCUCUGCAUUAGUUUCUAGGAGUUGAAAUCCAAAGAUCUUCAAUCCUUGCAUUACAGACUUCUGGGAGUUGAAAGUCCACAUGUCUUAAAGUUGCCAAGGUUGGAUACCACCCCCUGCUAUAAUGUUUGUAGAGGAGUGCAGUAAAGAUGUGCAAAGCAAUCCAGAGAUUGCAUGUCUCUAGGGAUUGCCAAGCAUUUGUCACCGGAACUAAGCAAACUGAAACCCAUAGGCUCACCACUUGCAGCUAGCGCCGGUAAAUAAUGUUUAAUUAUUAAUUCCGUUUUGUUUUGUAAUACAGUACCAGAAAUGCCUCUGGCAUAUACACCCAACAAAUGUUUUAUUUCUAAAAAAAAAAAAAAACCCACCUGUUUUAAAUACAUUUUUAAAAGAC
This is a messenger RNA of Ahaetulla prasina, 2056 nucleotides long. It is a transcript of the gene PLLP, whose product is annotated as plasmolipin. The record is from RefSeq and is a predicted model, not a curated record. Gene Ontology annotation, biological process: myelination. Lineage: Eukaryota; Metazoa; Chordata; Lepidosauria; Squamata; Colubridae. The transcript is spliced from 4 exons. Gene Ontology annotation, molecular function: structural constituent of myelin sheath. Gene Ontology annotation, cellular component: membrane. The coding region runs from base 157 to 702 and encodes 181 amino acids.